AUGUACCGCUACAACACCAACUUCUACAAAUCUACAACACCAACUUCCACAAUUACAACUACAGAAUCUACAACACCAACUUCUACCGUAACAACUACAGAAUCUACAACACCAACUUCCACCGUAACAACUACAGAAUCUACAACACCAACAUCUACCGUAACAACUACUGAAUCUACAACACCAACUUCUACCGUAACAACUCCAGAAUCUACAACACCAACUUCUACGGUAACAACUAAAGAAUCUACAACACCAACGUCUACCGUAACAACUACAGACUCUACAACACCAACAUCGACCGUAACAGCUACAGAAUCUACAACACCAACAUCUACCGUAACAACUACAGAAUCUACAACACCAACUUCUACGGUAACAACUACAGUAUCUACAACACCAACAUCUACCGUAACAACUACUGAAUCUACAACACCAACUUCUACCGUAACAACUACAGAAUCUACAACACCAACUUCUACAAUUACAACUACAGAAUCUACAACACCAACGUCUACCGUAACAACUACAGAAUCUUCCACCGUAACAACUACAGAAUCUACAACACCAACAUCUACCGAAACAACUACAGAAUCUACAACACCAACUUCUACGGUAACAACCACAGAAUCUACAACACCAACUUCUACCGUAACAACUACAGAAUCUACAACACCAACUUCUACGGUAACAACCACAGAAUCUACAACACCAACAAUCUACAUCACCAACUUCUACGGUAACAACUACAGAAUCUACAACACCAACUUCUACCGUAAUCACUACAAAUUCUAUAACGUCUACUACACCUUCACACCAUCACCAUAA
Molecule: messenger RNA, 828 nt
Organism: Drosophila albomicans
Lineage: Eukaryota; Metazoa; Arthropoda; Insecta; Diptera; Drosophilidae
Exons: 4
Coding region: 1-828 (275 amino acids)
Source: RefSeq, a predicted model, not a curated record